AGAAAGGAGCAGCUCGCUCGCGCGGGCGCCUUAAAUAAAGGCCCGGGCGCCAAGGAGCUGGGACUUAUCUCGCGCGCUCGGGCAGGUUACUUGUUGUGUGCGAAGAGGAGGAGGAGCCGCCGCUCAAUCAGGUCUGAGGCUGGCGCGGCUGCUCUCCUCCCGUGCGCUCGGUGCCUCGCUGACAGCCGGCGCUCGCGAGAAAAGGAGGGCGGGGGCGCUGCUCUUCCUAGCGCGCGCGCCUGGGAAAAUGUUGCGCAGGUUCUAAAAUGGAACGUUAGAGGCGGCGUGCCGGAGCGCGCGAGGGGUGUGCGUGCGUCUCUAUCUCUCUCCCUCCCUCUCCCCCUCCCGCCCCGCCGCGCGUGUGAGUGUGGAGUAAGUAAGCGCGAGAGCUGCAGCAACAGCAGCAAAAUCAGGAGCCCGCGCCACGCAGCGUUGAAUCCGCGAGCAGCCGCCUUCGCUUCCUCCUCCUCCUCCUCGCCGUCUUCUCCCUGUAUGGAGCUUUCCGCUAUCGGGGAGCAGGUGUUUGCGGUGGAAAGCAUCAGGAAGAAGCGCAUAAGGAAGGUGGGUUCUGCUGGCGUCUUCCCCACUCGUGCUCUCUCUCCCCCCCCGCCCCACUACUCCGGCUGCAAAGAGCGGUCAAAUAGGUAGGAGGGAGGCACGCGGGCCCCGCUUUGAUUUCUAUUUCUAAGCCUCAUCUAGGUGACUGACUCCUAGGCAGGGGUCAAAGCGGCUCCUCCUCGCCUCUCGGAGUGAUGGUGCUGUAAGUAACAGCUCGGCAUCGUAUGCUUCCCACCCCCACGCCCCACAUCUCAUACGCAUGCCACGGCGCGAGUAAGGGGGGCGUGGCGGCGGAGCGUCUCGUUAUCCCGCCGCCAGGGGGCGGCAGUGAAGCCCUUGUCACUCUCCCUCCCCUGAAGGCAUGGGCAUGGGUUGGCUGUCAUGCUCCAGGCGAGGUUGUGUGGCAGUCGUGGUGAUUGGCAUGAAUGGUUUCCACCGCUUGGGACCCUUGCUGGAGGGUGAACACAGGGGGCAUGACUUCGCCCAGUGUUGCUCUGCCUGUUUCUACUGGGAAGUAAAUGCCAUUGACUUCAACAAGGCUUACUCCCAGGUCAGCGGCAAGUGUGCGUUUAGAUUGCACAUCCUUAGGCUCACUUUGGAACCUUACUUGGCCCCAGAGUAAAGUGGAGGUGUUGCAGUAGGAGGAGUUCUCCUGGAGGAGAAACAUCCAACAUGCCCGUUAGUUAGCGGGUGUCGCAUUCUCAAAGCCCCUACUCCCCAGUUUGAACCAUUUCCUCCACUUCCCUCAUUUCCACUCCUGUGGGAAAGAGAAACAGGUUGGGUCUCCUGGAAGCCCUGCCAGCUUUAAAUAUAUGGCGGUUGGCACCAAAGGCAUGAUUGAAACUUGAGAUGGGCGCUGGAACAUUUGAGUGUUAUUGCAUGGACUUGAUGGUGUUCUUGUCAGAGCUUUGCCUUGUUGUUUAGGCCAUUCAUUUCAAGUGAGCAAUUCACUGUAUGCUUUAUCUGCCUUUUGGGGGUCUCUGUGCUAUUAAUUUCUUAGGGGCCGCCAGCCCAUUGUUUUGCAGUGGAAAAUAUGACCACCACCCAUCUCUCUGCAUGAAGGGCUUGCUCAACAACUUGGACAUUAAGAGACAGUGAACAUCUUGACAUUUGGGUGACUUGGGGUGCAGUCCUAAUAUUACUUACUUGGGAGUAAGCCCCAUUAAAUUCAGGAGGACUUACUUCUGAGCAGACAUGGUUAAGAUUGCGCUGUUAUCCCUACAUGUAUAAUUUCACACCAGAGGGUUAGGAACCUUCCCUUGACUUUUACAAGUUAAGGCAACCCAUUCUGGAAAUGGAAAUAGCAUCAUACUUAAAAUUUAUGAUAAUCAUAGGUGGUGGGUCCCCCCUCCAUUUUUUUGUCCUUCUGGUCUUAUGCAUCUUCACAGUCCUUCCUAGAGGGGAUGAGUUAUGCACUUUGGAAACAACUGUCACAGGGCCAAAAAGAACCGUAUCACAUCAUACUAGCUCAGCGCGCCUAUAAUCUCUGAACGCUGCUGAUUGUUCGGUAUUUAUUCCCCCUGCCUUCCUUACCCAUCCACGUAUGGUAGGAAAUGAAACCAUCACUUUAGGGUUGGCUUGCUGAUCAUGCAGUAGAGGAACAAAACCUUCUGUAUUAAAUUGACAGGUAGGCUGGCAUCCUUUAUUGUGGGUCAAUGAGGAUGUGUAAACAGGGUGGAGUGGGAAAUGAUACCUCCCCUAGCAGCUACCUGGAUAGGUCUGCCUGAGACAUUGAGAACCAUUCCUGUAGCCCAGCCACAUGCUCCAUUUCCAUUCAUUUUUAUAAGAUUAUAGACCAUCUAGAAGAUGACAUGUGAUCCAUCAUAUUACAGAAUGCUGUAAGUAGAGAGCUUGCAUGCCAAGAGAGGUGUUUCGUAGGAGAGGGAAUGAGAAGAGCAAGGCAGACAGGUAUCGAGCAAGCAAUGCAGCAGGAUCCUUCAGAAUUUCUUUAAAAAGGAUAUUUUUCUUUCCACUUCUUAAGCAUUCCUUCUUAAUUGCGUGUAUAUGCUUUGAUUCGUCUUUCUGUUGGGUCUCUGUAUAUGCUUUCUAGCUGAUCGUUCUGGAAGAAGACCCUCUUGAAAAAGGGCCAUUGCUUAGGUCUGCAUGGCAAACCUACCUAGGGAUGUAGCUCAGUGAGGAGAUGCUUAAAUUUCCAAUGUGAGGAAUUGGACAAGUUGAAAUUUGUGAAGGGGUUUAUUAUGGUCCUGCCAACCCAAUUUACUUUACUUUUUUCGGUUAUUGAUUUUGCUUUUUCUUUUGUCUCUCCUUUCCCUCCCAUAGGGUAAAGUGGAAUAUCUUGUGAAAUGGAAAGGAUGGCCCCCCAAGUAAGUGCUGGGGUAUAUUUGUAAAGCUGCAUUUGUGUUAAUUAUCUGUCCUCUGUGUUUUGUUUCUUGUUGACCCCACUUCCAAAAGGAACACCAUUCUUUCCUUACUUCCCUUCCUGGCCCUAUUUAACCAAGAGUUCUAAUUUCUUAAACAUUUUCUUCAUACGUAUCCUUGGACUGGUGAUGGAAACAGUUAGUUCAUUAGCAGGUGGCUCCUUUUCCUAUGGAACCCUAAAGAUACCUUGAACUUAAGUCUUCUUUAAAGAAAAGAAACCACAGGAGUAGUCCCAAGGAAAUAGUUGCUCUUUAAGUCUUUUUAGAGAGCAUGGGAUGCAGAUCUAAGGAAUGAAGAAAUACAUUGUGUUUGCUCCAACUCCAGCAGAGUAACGGCAGAACAGUAAACAGGGGUCCACAAAUGUUGGCUUAGCACCAAGCCAUUAUUUGUGGUCGGUAGCAAUGUCCCCUUCUCUGCAGCAUUCUCUAGUGCAUACAGAGGACUCGGGAGAGGGGCACAGUCACCUCUCAUAUGGGGGGCAGUAUGAAGAUGAGAAGGAGCGCUGCUUUUUCACCUGAUCGAAAACUGCAGUGAAAAUAAGGCUCCUCAUUAUAGCUGCAAAAUACUGCAAUAUAUCUUUACAGUGCUGCUGUCCAGAGAGGGCUGGGUGCAUUUGCCCCUGAGUGGGUUUGUGGAUACCUGUCAAUAAACUUCCAGUGAGGUAUUAACAUACAUUUGGCUGCAUAAUGCUCCCCUCACCCCUCCUUUUGAAUGAGGCAGUACCUGCCACUCGUUAUUUCUUUCAGAGGCGUUUCCACCGAGAUAUCGCUUAAACAGCUGCAAGUUUGAUGCCUGGUGUUUAUUGCUAGUUAAUGCCUCCCCAGAGGAAACUGCAUUGCAAUAGGGAGGCAUCUGCUUUCUUCUACCCAUGUGGGAUUAUAGUGCGGGCAGAGUAGUAUCUUGCAUAUUUUAAUGCAGGGGUAUGUGGGAACUGAAGCCCUCCAAGAUGUUGUUUGCUCCCAGCAUGGCCAGUGAUGGUGGAAGUUGUAGUUCAGCAGCACCCAGAGGGUCACAGCCCCACCCCCACCCCGUUUUAAUGACAUAACUGAGAAGGGGCUAAGUGCCUGUUCAUGUCAGAUGCAAUUCAGCAGUUGCAAUUUAAUAACUUGCAAGAAUAUAGCCACUCUGCAAAAACAGAGCAGAGGGUAUCCACCUUCCUGCUCGCUCUGAGCUCUCUGUGUAGCCACAGCAAAAAAAAUAAUUCCUUUUUGGACCAGGAAGAGAGUUGUGUCCUGACCAUACGUUCUGUCUUCCAUAUUAACAAUGUGUGCUGCUGCUGACAACAUGGUGUUGUCAAGCUCAUUAGCUAAACACUUCCCCCAAGAUGGCUUCAAAUUAGAGUUUGGCUGGAUUUAUUCGUUAGUCACAUCAUAUUUAAGGAGAGAGAGGAGUGUACUAUUGCUGUUUCCUAAUCCAUGGUGAUUUUCCACUAUUUUUCAGUGGCACUCUUUAAGUUCCACACAGCAGUCUUCCGCUGCUCUCUCCCCCCCCACACACCCUCAAGCUCCAUAGUGAAACAAACGCUAAAAUAAGGAUAUGAUGAGCUCAUAGCUUUUCCUAGGACUGAAAAAAUAAGGGCUUCUUAGAUCCACUAAUAAAUGAACAAACCAUUCUGAAGAUUGACCAAUAAUUUAUUUUAAGAACAUGAAGGUCAGAGCUGUGCUUAAAAUACAGCUACAAAUAUUUUAUUUUCAUUUUUUUGAUUGCCACUGGAUAUGUUGUAAACCACAAGCAAUGUACAGCACCCCCCCAUCUCUCUGCAUCCGUUCAUCCUAACACAUUCCUGUUCAUCUUUUCUCAACUUUUGAUACCUGCAUAAUAUCUCUGUGUGUCUGCGUUCCAUCUUACUCCAUAACCCUUCCCGGUUUUGUGCCAGUUCUUCCAUUGUGGCUUGAAGAAAGCAGGCGAAUGGCUAUGCUUCAAACUGUUUGGCCUCUCUCCUCCCCAGUCUUUUCCCUGCUCAUGCUCUCUUCCUUUCCUCCUGAUUUUCUGGAUGCCUUUCCCAAACAAUUUUUUAAUAAUAAAAAAAAUGGCCUGCAUGCCCCACCCAUAGGAGCUCAGAGCCAGGGAUUUGAAGGGUUAUGGCUCUGAGUCAGCUGCAAGCUUGUUUACAACUUGGGUUUGAAGGGGGGGGGAGGGAGGAGGAAGGCAAUCAUGUGACUUGUAUUUUCCAGAAUGCGUGGUCUGCAGUUCUGCUGCAGUCUGGCCUCUCUCUCUCUGUGUGUGUGUGUGUGUGUGAGAGAGAGAGAGUGUGUGUCUACGUGUGCCGAGCUGCAAUGUUUUUCUAUACUGUAUGCAGUGUUUUCUCACUGCAGUCAAGCAAGAAGCUAAGCUGCAGAGGAAUGGGCAACACCCAUAGGACAUUUUUUAAAAGAUCUAAUACAUUCCCUGUCUGUUACUCUUCUUCUCUCCCCCCAACCCCAAACGCUUGCCAGCUCUGCUGCCUUCUGUAAGAAAUCCUUAGCCUCUCUCCCCCCCCCCCCCAGCAGCUUAAAACAAAUGGCAAAAUUCUGUGCAGCAAGGAGGUAGAAAGCAAGCACAACAUUUGCUCAGCUCGCGUUUUUAUUUUUCUGGUUUGGUAACUUUUUUUGGUCGUACCUCAGGCUGGAAGGAAGAUGGCAGGGGCAGAGGAAGAGCUCUUACUGGGAGGUAGAGCUUGGGUAAUGAUGAGGACUGAAUAAGAAUUAAUGAAAACGAAGCUGACGAUGUAAGCUAUUUAUAACCUUGCCCUUCCCCUGAGAGCUGGAUGUGAGAGACAUCUUCUGAAGUAAAUGUAUUGACUUAUUUAACAUCACACCUCAUUCCCUAAAGCCUCAGGGCAGGUAAAAAAAAAGAAAGAAAAAAAGCCUGCUGUAAGGCAGGCAUGUGGGAGUCAGCUGUUGGGUUUUUUCCAUUUCACAUUGCAGGAGAAAUCAAGGCUGAGCAAUUCAUUUAUUUAAAAAAAUAUUUAUACCCUGCCUUUCAGCUUGGCAGGGGAAAGCUGUGAUAACUUGGAGAGAUGGGAAUUUGCCUAAGGGUCCCCAGAAAGUCAAUUCCUGAGUUAGGAUUAAAGCUGAGAUUCUCUCAGGUCCUGAUCCUACACUGCCUCUGAGGUUCAUCUUCUAAUCCUUCCUCUUUGACAGGUCACCAGAAUGGAAGGUUUUUUGCAUUUAUUUAUUUACUGCUGCAGAAAGAUAAUCUCAUUAUUAUUUUAGAAAAGUAAACGUGGAGAAAACCUACAUUAUCUUCUGUUGCAAUCCCACUGACCUGGUUUGUGCAUCAGCGCACACCAUAAACUGUGGCUUGUUCCAAGUAUGCCUGCUGUGCUCUAACCUGCUUGUCCUGGAGAGAAAUGAGCCACGAUCCAUGGCUUAGUGCCAGGUUUGAACAAGGGAUCAUGCUUUGUUUCUCCCCUGUUCAAGCAGGGAGGAGCAGCUGUGUGCAGUUGGCUUGUGAGAAAUGAUUUAUGGCUUACCUUGACGUGUAGGUGCUGCAACUGUGUCUCUAUGGGUGGGAUUCAACUAAGUUCUACUCAAGUAGACCCAACUGAAAUUAAUGGACAUGUCCAAGUUAAGUCCAUUAAUUUCCAUAGGUCUACUUUUGGAGUCAAACUUAAUUGACUGCUACCCUGUCUGUGUAUAUUAUAUAUACAGUUUUUCUUUAAAGCAUAAACCCUGUUUGCAGAAUGUUUUUCAUACCAAAAGAAAUAUCAAUAGCUGCCAUUUCAUCAUACAUCUCUGCAUAGACUUUUUUCCUUUCCACAGUGCAGUCAUAAAACUGCUGCUGGCUUACAAGAUAAUAUGGGGUGACUAAGUUACCAAAGCUACCUCGAAUUAUUUGCUGUAAGCACUUUAGCAGCUAUUAACACAUUCCCCACCUCUUCCCUCUCUUACUUUUGUUUUUUUAACACAUUUUGUGUAUCGUUUAGAAGAAAUUAUACCUGUGGCAUAAACAGCAGCUCUUCUCUAACUGUUUUCAAAAUAACUUUUACUACUGAAGAUUUUUCACCUCCCUAAUGUGUUAAAAACUUAACUUCACCUUGAUGCCAUCAACAUCUGCAACAUCCUCUCCUUUUGCAACCACAUUGGCCUGCUUCUGCACAUCAUAGUGAGCUAUAAACAUCUAUUAGCAUUGCUGUACUAUAUAUAAAUAUAUAUAUACAGAGAGAGAGCGCUAGCGUAAUUCUCUGAUGGCAUUCAGGCUAGAUUACAGUAAUGUACUGUACAUGGAGCUGCUAUGUUUGGAAGCAUCCACUGGUCCAGAAUACAUUGCUAAGAAGUUGAUGGUGGUGAGUCACUUGAAGUACACUGUAGAAUCUGUAGUGUCUUCAUAGAAACUGUAAUGUCUUAUAGUUUGAGCACAAUUCAACAGGCUAGCUUUGAUUUAUUUACCGUAUUUUUCGCUCUAUAAGACGCACCAGACCACAAGACGCACCUAGUUUUUGGAGGAGGAAAACAAGAAAAAAAAUAUUCUCAAUCUCAGAAGCCAGAACUGCAAGAGGGAUCGCUGUGCAGUGAAAGCAGCAAUCCCUCUUGCUUUUCUGACUUCUGGGAUAGCUGCGCAGCUUGCAUUCGCUCCAUGACGCACACACAUUUCCCCUUACUUUUUAGGAGGGAAAAAGUGAGUCUUAUAGAGCAAAAAAUACAGUAUUUUUUAAUUGCCAUGAAAGCAAUAUGGGUUAGGGUAUCUUAAGGAUGGCCUUAUCCCACAUAUGUCUACCUGGGCAUUUAAAUCAUCUUCAGAGGACCAUUCUAUGUAUGCAUCCACCACAGGAAAUGUGGUUACAGUGUUUGUUUUUUCUUUCAUUCAUUCUCUCUCUUUCCCCUGCCAUCUCCUUGCCUGCUUGAAGCCUAUGAUGAUGCUUUUUUGGAGGAUCUCCCCCCCCCCUCCGAUUUCCUGGUUGGAAUUUGUUCCUAUUCCCUGCUGGGUGGCUUUGUAUUGUAUUUUGUGUUGGUUUUUAAGUUUUAUGCCACCUUCUGGAACCGUAGUUGAUUGACAGGAAGGGUAAAAAUACUUCUAAAGUACCAUGUGUUCAGAGAUCAGUUUCUGAAUUCUUUUUUUUUUAAAAAAAGCUUUAAUGAAUCAUACUUCCCAGCUCUAAAGUUAUUAACGACGCAGGCAAGAAACACUGUAGUGUCUCCAAAUCUAGUAGCCUAGUAAGAUCCUGCCAUUGAAAGAAUAAGCUGGUGAAAUUCACAGGGUUCUGCAUAGGAGACGUUUUGUGGGAAUCCUGUUUUCUGUUGGCUGCAACAGGCAGAUUUAAGACUGAGAACAGAGAGUUUAUGAUCCCCUUUUUUCAAAGAAGGAUGGUCACUUAUUUGAUCCAUUCCAUGUACGGAAGGAGCAGGGUAUGGUAUAAAUUUUAUUUCAAGAAUUUAUUGGCAGAACCCUUGGGUGGGAAAUUCAAAUACUUGAUUUUUCAGCUGUUGAGUGGAUUGUAGUCUCCAGUUGAUAAGGGGGAAAGUGCUAGAACUUUGACAGUGCUAGCGACACCCUACUUGACCAGAAACCAUUUGAUGGUUUUCUCUUGACAUUUUUCCUCUUAGAUACAGCACAUGGGAGCCAGAGGAUCACAUUCUUGACCCUCGCCUGGUGAUGGCUUAUGAAGAGAAGUAAGAAUAUUUCCUUUUUAUUUUGGGGAGAGGUUAAAACAAGAGGCUUUGCAUCAAAGAGAUCUAGCAUGGUCAGGUUGGCUCGAGAGUUUCUCUCUUCCCCUAUCAAGGCAAGGAUUGCUAAUAAUCAAGCUCUUUAUUCUAACCUAAAGAGCAGGCACCCCGCUGAACUGAGGCUUCUGUACUAUGGCUCAAUUACCUGAGAGCACCCCAGUGUGAAGAGUUCCCAGAAUAUGCUGCAGCCUCUUCACCUGCCCAAUAAGACAAAUGACAAUAUUCCUAGCUGCCUGGACUGCAUGUUACUAGGAAAAUAAAUAUGUGCCACCAACCCAUGUAUGCCAGCAGCAGCCAUGUGUCUUCCCAUAAUGUGUAGUUAGGGUCUAAAAUAUCAGUAUCUUACUUAGCCCAAUGGGAAUUACCAUUGGUUGCAUUAGCACAUAACACUAAGCUGAAAAUCCUGACUUGCUAAAGCAGGAUAUGCACAAGCUAUGUCAUUUCUGCCAUUCACUCCCACCCUUUGAACCCGCAACAAAACAAGGCAGUUAACCAGAGCUUCCCAUUGUGUGUGAACCACAAAACUAUGCUUAAUGGUGAAACCAGCUUUAGACUGUGAUAUCCAUCACGUAGGGUUUUGUGUAUUCUUGUGUGCUUGCAUGCACCGAACUGUCGAUCCCAGUUGCUGCUUGUAUAGCAGGUAGGUAUCGACUCGGUUAAGCAUUGCUGAAUUAGGUUGUGGGUGGGAAAGAACAGCUCCAACUACCAACCAAGCCAAAUGAAAGUCUCCCCCUUCUCCACUACGAUUUGUAUUUGCACAAGCAACAGCUCUGUGAUAUGCCUUAAAUAACCUGGAUCAACAAGCGGCCUUGUUGGUGCUCUUGCUGUGUUAACAAAUGGAAUUGCUAGGUAUCUUCUGUCUCCUCAGGGAAGAGAAAGAUCGCGCCUCAGGUUACAGGAAGAGAGGCCCCAAACCAAAACGUCUCUUGCUUCAGGUAAGGGCCCAAGUUUGUUGAAUUACACUGUCCAUUCCUAAGCCCCAGCAUUGCUGUACAGACUCAGCUAUCCACUACAUGCAUAUAUAUAUUCUUAAGUACUUCUACAUUUAUUUUGAAAAUAUAUGCCCUGCUUGUCCCUCCACAAAGGGGUUGCUCAAAGCGGCUGACGGAAAAAGAAAAAAAGCAAACAUAACAAGAAAAAACACAAAGUUCAUCCCCAACCACCAAGGCCAAAACAAUCAGUGCAAUUAUUGUCAAAUCAUAGUUCUGAACACAGCUCACCAGCUCCAAAUCUUGAAGCUAUGAUUAAAACAAAAUACUCUUCCUUAAAAUGUAAGAAUCGCUGCGUAGACAUUUUCAGGCAAAGUUACCCUAGAGAUCUCUAGUUUGGCUUAAUCUGUCCCAUCAGAAAGUUGCAUUGCACACUAUCAUGUGUUCAAAGCAAUGCUUAAUGUGUUCCGCUUCUGUUGAUCAUUCUCAUUACAGUUUUUUUGCUUCCGUGUAAAUAAUAAUUAUUAUUAUGUUUGUGUGUGUGUGUGUACACAUAUAUCAUAAGGUGAAGAGCAUAUUGAGCUAGUUCUUCAAGGAUGUUAUGGUUCUAUGGCUACAGGUGUUCAUAGAAAUAUAGGGGCAGAAUUGUGAUUUUUUUUUCCCCCCUCCAUUUGCAGAGGCUGUAUAGCAUGGACCUGCGAAGCGCACACAAAGGGAAAGAGAAACUCUGCUUUUCUCUGUCACGGCGGUUUGGGGGAGGAGGAAACAGCCUAGCCAAGGGAGGGCAGACCGAGCUGCCCGAGAAGAGUGGAGCGACUGUCUUGCCCUUCCCGCUUCGGAAGCAAAGCAAGAACCAGAAGUACCUGCGCCUUUCAAGGAAGAAGUUCACCCGCAUGGCGAGCCUGGAGAAUCGGAACCGCCGGCGGGAGUUCUUCCUGAAGGAGCCAGUGGCGUUGGAGGAGAGGCAGACCCCCAGCGACUGGGAUGAGGCCGCGCAACCUGCCAGCAAAGAGGGUAAGCACUGGCAAACACCCCCAGCUACGUAGAGCCCAUCUCAUCUCACUUGCUUGGGCAUCCCGGUUCCUCUCUUAACUGUUGCACACUGUGCAUGCCAUAUGGGGGUAACCCUUUGUUUCCCAGCUACCCCUGCAGGUUGACCUGAAGGGGGAAAUCUCAGAUCUAGGAUUGUUCCCAGCUAAGUCCUACUUGGAGCAGACCUGUUGAAACCAAUGGGCUUAAGUUAGUCAAGUCCAUUGAUUUCAGCUGUGUGUGGCUUAGAUGGAGACAACCCUGAGUGUUUGGUUAGUAGACACUCUAAAUCUGAUCACCACUUGACACUGGCGCUCAUUUCCAUGCCAUUCAUGCACUAGUCCGGGCAGACCAGCAGGGUCUGUGCAGGCAGCGCUGCCGCUCUCCUCCCAAAACCGCAAUGGUAGAUUGAAAUCCCCACAAUAGGAAGCGUUUAAUGUCAUCCCUCGGCCUUGGUGUUCUGCACGGCUUCUUAAUGACAGCUGGCCUGUGGAUGCGCUUCUUGUCUGGGUUCUUACUGUGGGUGACCAUCACAGAAGAAGAAGGAGCCAUGUUGGUAGAGAAGUUUCUCCCCACCUCCCUGUGGUCUCAGGUGUAUAUCUAUGCUACAUAUUUAAAGUGGUUUAAGAGUUAUUUCCUGAAAACCUUGGGAAUUGUAGCUCAAUAGAAGGCUAGUGGGUAUCUCAAAGGAUAUCUAACAGAGAUCAAUCUGUACUAGGGGCAGCUAAUUUUUUGUGGUGGACUUGUAGCAAACCCUUCAAGAACCAUGUGCUGAAGCCGCCUCAGGCCCAAAAAAAUACAAUGGUACCUUGGUUCUCAAACUUAAUCCAUCACGGGAGUCCGUUUGACUCCCAAAACCGUUCGAAAACCAAGACGCAGCUUCCAAUUGGCUGCAGGAGCUUCCUGUAGUCAAGUGGAAGCUGUGUCAGAUGUUCAGCUUCCAAAAAACGUUCACAAACUAGAACACUUCCAGGUUUGUGGCAUUUGGGAGACAAAACGUACGAGUACUAAACUGUUCGAGAACCAAGGUACGACUGUAUUUGGAAGGAGCCAGGUCUGGUCUUUGGGCUGGUGGUUCUUCCUUCCCAUGUUUACACACCCUCAGCUGAACCAUAUCAAUUGGGCUUCACAAAGGAAAGCCUAGAUUGGUAUAAAAUGCAUAUAAACUUCCUAGUGUAUAUAGGAAGUCUCUUUUUUUAGUAGAGGAACACUUUCGUGUUGGAGAGCUUUUAUAGUGAUCUUCACACGCAUGCAUUGCUUGGAGGGCUAAGUGGUACUGUUGAAACCCAGUGUGCCAUCCUCACCAGGAGGUUUGUAUGGACUCCAUUGUUUGAGGGGGGGAAAUGUUCCUGUGGAAAACUGGAUCAUGUGCCAAGAAAGCUGCAUUCUACAACUUGCAUAUAUGCAAAUAAAGCAAACUUGCUUCAUUAAAAAUAACUUAUUUUACAUCUGCUAGUCAGGGAGCCUUGCCCAUCCAAGAAGGACUUUAAAGUCAAGUGCAUGUAAAUUGUAGCUUCUAAAGUUUCAACAGACAUUGUCUGUAGAUGGUAAAGCCUACCUUUGCAAGCUUUAGGCCUAGAAAACUUACUUUUUAAAGAAAAAAACUGUUUAAAAGUGAAAAUGUAGGGACCUUGGGAUACUAAUUAUGUGUGAGUUUGGUAUGGAAGUUUGAUCCUAUAUGUUUAGUUCUAGAUAGUCUCUCAUACUUUUGCUGUUUUAUUUGACACCUGUUAUUAUACUUUGUUAUGCUUCAUUAUAAAUAAAUAUGGAGGGAGGGAGUACUUGGGGUGUGAGGCAGGGCUAGUGAAAGAGUGUGGCCAGGGGGGAGUUUCAAGGGCUGCAUUUGUCCCCCUCGGCCUGCGGUUCGCCACAGUGACAGGUGGGGAAAGCAGAAGAUAAUCCCUGGAGGUAGAAAUGCUGCCAAGCUCAUGGUUGCAGUUCAGAAAAUACCCUUCUGUAAUUGCUACUUGACCUCUGCUUUUAGAGCUUUAUAUGGUUUUCUAUGGGGUUUUGUGUAUGAUGGUUGUAAACCGCUCUGAUUUUUUUUAAAAAAAUGAAUAGUGGUAUAUGAAUAUCCUAAUAAAUAAAACAGGCAUCUGACAGGAGUGUCCAUCUGUGUUGAUAUUUGCACUUUCUGCACAGUUCGUUUGGAAAGAGCAAAGUGGGGUUUAGAUUAUUUGCAGCUGCAAGCCAAGAUGUUGACUAGUUCUUCUCAAGUCCCAAUAACACAAUAUGGCUGCUGCAUUUUGUGGGGUACUUUGGAGCCUUCCAUUGUAGCUUUCAUUGUGAAGCCCCUUGAGGUGUAGCUGACAAAUUCUACUAGAGAAAUGUAAACCUUAUUUUUUUUAUUCUCCCUUCAACGUGAGCACACAUGUGGAAUCCCGGGUAGUGUCGGGGAGAAAUGGAGCCUUUCUCAGGUGAGAGUAGACACACCUCAGAUAUCCGAGAGAGAUGCCAGGAAUACCCAGUUAAAGGGCCCACUUUCCAUUCCCAGGUGGGACAGGAGGGUGCAGAACAGGUAAAUAAGAGAAGAUGGAGGCCUCCCUCCCUCCCCUCUCCAUGUAUCUCUUUUGGCAUGGGGGUGGGAUUAUUGCUGCUGCUUUUUUAUGUAUAAGGUCCCAAAUGAGAAGUCUAGGAAGCGGGCCCCUCAUUCUCAGCUGUUGCUGAGGCCAUUUGGGUAAAUAAAUGUGUCAUGAAACUCCUAUGGAGGAGAGGAAAUGUAAAUUCCCACUUGACACUAAAAGGAAACUCAUUUUGAGGGAUUUGGAAAGCACAGCAUCUCCUUUUAACUUUUCUGUGGCGAAUUCUCCUUUUUCAUAUAACAAGCAUCUGGAAAAUAUCUCCUUGGUUUGUUGCACCGUAUAAACCCAAUACCAAACUAUAUCCCUUUUAAUUGAGAGGAUUUGCUUAGUGCAGAGGUUUUCAACCUUUUUGGGUCCAUGACUCCCUUGACCAGUUAUGUCACCCCUUGCCUGCAGAGCUGGCAAGCUCCCACCCUUUCUCGAACACCCUCCCUUGUGGAGUGUUCCCUCAGCCUCCUUGGGAGUCCUGCAGGCAGCCGCCCCUGGUCUCUGAGCUGCCAUAAAGAGAGGUGCCGCCUAGCCCUGCCCCACAGGGGCCUGGGAAGCACCCCCUGGCCAGCCCCAGAGGCACCAUUCACAUGGGGAGCUUGUAGCCAGAGCUGCUGCCACAAACAUCUGUGCAAGCUUUUGGGAGGCAGAGACACGAGGGCAUCAGAGGAAGGGAGGGAAGGGAAGAGGGACAGAGGCCAUUGUUGCCUGCGGCAGCCCUGACCAUCAUUCAAGGCACCCCAGGGUGCCAUGGCAGACUGGUUGAAAACCACUGGCUUAGUGAAUAAGCAGGUGGGGGCAGGUCUCAAUCCUAUAGCCUGUAAAGUGGGUUUGAGGUGGUUUGCAUUGGCCACAUAUUUAUUGGUCUGUGACUGUGUGUUUGCUCCGCCCCCCCAUUUGCGUCAGUUCGUAGUUGGCCAGCCUGUUUCAUAAGGACAAGAUUGUUGAUUCCUAUUGGUCUCCCACUUCCCCCUCCCUCUCACCUGCUGUUCUCUUUCCUCCUUCCUCUUCCCCAGUGAGCUCCGAGGCAGCAGAAGGCAAUCUUUCCUGGAGCCCCGCCCUGCCGCCAAAUGAAGUGACAGUGACGGACAUCACAGCAAACUCCAUUACCGUGACUUUCAGAGAAGCACAAAUGGCAGAGGGCUUCUUCCGAGACAGGAGCAUCCCAUUCUGAAUCUGCAUUUUUCUAUUAUUAUUAUUAUUAUUAUUAUUAUUUCAUCGUUUUUCUUUUCUUCAUGCUUGGAAGAUUUCUGUUUCCUUUUCGUUUUGCUUUUCAUUUGUGUGUGUGUGUGUUUUCCCGCCCCCCGCCGUGCUCCCAAUCAGAUUUUUCUAGGGGUGGGUGGAUUUAAUUAUAUUAUUUAACAAGCAAAAUCCGGAAAUUUUCCUUCACAAAUGUUUACAGAGGAUUUUGGUUUUAUUUUGACUGUUGAUCUCACUGGCUCUCUCUUUCCCUUGCUCCCCCUUUCAAAUAAGAAAAAAAGAAAAGAAAGAAGGCAACGUGGGGGUGCCUGUACAUUUUUUUCUCUCCUCAUUUGUUAUAAAGACACAGAGAGAGUAUAUAGAUAUUAUGUGUUGUUGCUUUGUCCAUUUGGGAAAUGGAAGCUCUUUUCACUGGCAAAGACAUUUAUUCACAGUGCAUUCUGGAAAAAUGUCCGUUCCCUAUAUCAAUUAUAGCAUAUCUGCAAUUGAAGGAAGGAUCCGAUGAAAGUUCAGAAAAGAGGAAGAUGCUAAAUACAAAUUUCCCUGUAUUCUUCCAUGUUUCAGAAUUGAUUUUACUUCAUCAUUUCCCAGAGGCAUCUGUGAAAAGCAGUGGUCCCCCUCCUUUGGGUGGCUGAGUUCCCAUGUUUGAUGCUUCCUCCCUUUUCUGUACUGUACAAGAUGCGGCCUCCACAGUGCUUCCACACAUGCUAUACAUUUGGGAGACUUCCUGUACUCCGGCUUGCUUUGUUGUGUCACUCCAGGGAACGUGUUCAUUGACUUCUCUCUGUGCACAGCCAAAUUACAUUUGGUUUAAGGUGGGAGGUAAAGCGAAUCCUACCAGGUCUGACUAUCACUGCACACCCACUGAGAGCAUGCUCUUGAACAGCCUUCCCCAACAUGGUGCCCUCCAAAUGUUUUCAACUGCAACUGUUGUUUGCCUCAUGUAGCUUGACCAGUGGUCAGGUACCAUGGGAGUCAUUGUCUGAAACAUCUGGAGAGGACAAGGUAUGGGGAGACCGCUCUACAAUGUGCAUCAUCCAAUGGUUCUCUAGCAGAUGUGCAGGGAUUCUUAGCAAACAGUUGGACCUAGGAAGCUUGAAUCCUCCCAGAGCAGAGUAUGAUUGUGUCCUGUGUGGAGGAUCCACAGGACUGAUGAUGGGUCAUGGCAAGGAGGGGUUGGAUGUGCAUCAGCACGCAUGCAGUGUCAGUGAAACCUCUGAACCCCAGUUGGAACAAACAUAACCACAUGAGAAGCAGAUAUUUGUUCCACUGGCAGGCUGAUGGAAUAAUGAGAUGUGUAAGAACUAACCCAUUAUGGCUAUCCGGUAAUGAACUGUAGCUUUACAUGCCCGUCUUUUGCCGUUCUUGGAUACAUACAAUUGGAGUUGCCCGGUAAUUGCAAUUCUGCUUAUAUAAAUAGCUGGAAGACUUUUUGUUAAUUUUAAACAACUGCUUCAGCCUGCCCCACUUGGACAUUUCUUCUCGUUAUCAAUUGUGGUGGUGGUGAAGGCAUUCCCAACUUCCAGGAGGUAGUUGGGAAUCUCUCUGGUUUUGUGUUUAAAUAUUUGCCAGGCUCAGGAUACUAGAGAAACGCUGCAUAAAAUUCUAUCCAUGUUCAAGCUUUGCUGUGGACUUCCAUUAUCUGCCCAUGGUCAUGAAACUGGCUUCGUAUAUCUCUUGAGGCACGGGGCUUUGGGUGGGUAAAAGUGGAGGUGAUGAUAGAGUGAGAACUUCCUUGUGAAGUCAGAAGAACUGUAGCUGUUGCCUUGUUGAAUUGGUAGUGUAGCAGAUAUGGGCACUGGCCAAUAUUGUCCUGUCUGAUCAAAGUAAGGGGUCAGAAAUAUUGGCGUGAAAGGGAAUGGGGUUGAAAUAUGUUUAUGAGACUUAUAAAAUUCUUCCACUUCAGUUUUGCCCUUGAUGUUAUCUCUCUUGUUCAACACUGGAGCCUCUGAUGCUUGUGUGUGGUUUUCUUGACAAAUAAGUGUGUGUGUGUGUGUGUGUGUGUGAACAUCUUAGCCUUUGCCAGGGAGAAGCUGCUUGCACUUCUAUAGAGCCUUGUCUUGCACUUCAAUGCCUUGAAAUUUGUGCUGGACUUCUUUGUGACUUUUUUUUUAUAUAAGGAACGUGGUAUCUAUGAACUGUAUAGCUUUAGAAUAUUUUCUUGUGCUUGUGUGCUCCUUUAAGUUUACUUAAGCAAAAGGGAAAGUUCCACAAAAUUUAUCUUCCUUUAGAGAGUGAGGAUGGCAAGCUAGAAGGCAAGGCUGCAAUCCUAGCCAUAGGUACUUCAGUUUAUAUCCCACUGAAAUGAAUGGGACUGACAUCUGCAUAUACGACUAGUUUAGGAAUUAGGGGGUGAAAGAGAAACUGAUGGAGCAAUAGAAUGUUGCUGUGCACCUUCUGAUGAUCUUAUUUACUGACCUCAUCGUCUAGCUUACAAAGAACAUUUCUUCCCCUAGGUGUGUGAAAUUACAUUAGUCUCUAGAGAUUGUGAAAGCUGAAUUUAACACCCUGUGGAGUUUCUAGUCCCAGAUACCUGCAAUAAAUCUUUCACUACAGACCCGAAACCAGUUUUUGGAGGAACACUUCAGUUCUGUGCAAGAGCGUCACCUCCCAUCCUCGAUAAUAGUGUCUGUUUUUAAAAGUAGUGCAAGUGCUAUGGAUUUUCUCCUGUCCCAGAGCUGCUAAAAGGAGAAAGGUCAUUGUUGGGUCUGAAGGUAUAAAUCAUGCUAUCUCAAACUAUUCAUGCUAACAAAGAAGGGGGCUGGCUUCUUGGACAUGGUCCCUCCGUUUAUUCUGGCCUCGUCUUUGUCUUUCCAUCAGGCUGCAGAAUACCAGGACAUCUGGGUUAUCUGGAUGCCUGGCUAUAAAUAUUCCACUUUCCAGACAAUGUUAGUGAUGCAAGAGCUUGACUUGGGGCUGAGUAGUUCUUUUUAAUGUAAGGCCUGGACAGAAUGUGAGAGCUGGACAGGCUCUUCCCAGAAACUAGAAGCAAUGGCAUUUUGUUUUUUUUACUAUCGUGUAUGCAUAGGUUGGGAUAACUUCCCCCAAAUUUGAUUUAUUUAGUUAGGUUCUAGUCUAAUCCACCAAAAGGCUAGAGCUAUGGAUCUCCUUAUGUUUCAUGGGAGCUUUGGCUACUUCAAGUGUUUUGAGGAUAACAUUGUUAUUUCCACUGCUGAAAUGUAAGCUUUUGCGCCCACUGCUGUCUCUCGUGGGGGCCUGGUGGGUCUAUAUUACAUUAAUGGACCAUUUUGCAGAAAUGAAUAAAUGGCCUCGUUUUUUAAAAAAAACAUCAGGUACUUAUUGCACGGAGACGUAUCAGCAGAUAAUAUUGCAGGAUGUGAAUGCAUGGGUUCGGUUGGCAACCAGUACCAACUUCUCACCAUCCUCUGAAGCUGUGCCUCUUAACAGUGGCUUGAUCUGCAGAAAUUAGCAGGCAAUAAUGCCCUGAAAGGCUUCUCUGUGCCAUAAAAUCCUUCCCAUUUAAAUUCCUGCAGAUCAAACAGCAGAGCUUCAGGGGUCAGUUGAAAAGUUGGCAACCCAAGGUCAACUCCAUGUAUAGUUUCUGAUCCAUAAAGGGCUGGGCUACAAUACUUCCAUAACAAUAUUGGGUCUCUCUCUCUCUCUCUCUCAUCCCCCCCCCCCAUUUUUCGUAACAUCCAGUUUUCACAUCGUUUUUACUGCUUCAAUUUGACUCUCUGACUUCCUUCCGGCCCUCCAUGGGUUUCUGCUGUGAUACAAAUUGACUGCACAUUGUACUUAUAAACCAAUACUUAAUUAAAUCUAAAUCUAAAACAAUUAAAUCUAAAUCUAAAACAGUAUUGGGUUUCUAAGCACUAUGAAGUUUUGGCCCCAUUUUUUCCACAGAGUUUAGGAAGCUCGCUGCAGCUGUGACUUGCUCUGCUUUAACCUGCUGUGCAAAAGGAAAGCCACGUCUUCCUAGGUGUUUCCCCAUCUCACUAAAUUUAAACAGCAGAAAGCAAGCAUUGUUAUGUAACUUCCAUUUCUGUUGGCGCUUUUGUUUCUUCCUUUAAGGCCAUGCGGACACUCCAAAUAUAUGUUGGCUCACUUCCCUCAGAGAAUCCUGGGAAUUAAUAAGGGUACUGAAAAUUCUUUAGCCAUUGUCAGGGUUUUCUGUGGAAGGGAUAGAGAAUGGCUGACAAAAUGGUGCAUGUCUGCACGAGAGUGCAGGUGUGCCCUCAGUCUCUUCCCAGGCCUGUAUCCAAAACGUUAUUUCCUUCCCUGCCACCACUUCAAUAGUAAGAAAAAGGUUUCUAUAGGAGUUUGUAUAGGAGUCAGCUCUAGCAGUCAGUGAAAAAGAAACUGCUUCUGUCUCAAGUGUGUGUGUUUUGUAACUUUGAAAAAAUUUGGUCACUGACAUCUGUCCUUGCAUGAAACCAUUUCUAGCCAUGUUGGGUGCGCCAGAAGAGAGUGAUCAUCUUUGCUGUUGAUUUGGAACUUUUACAGCUGUUAGAGGCUGAGUUUAAGAGGAUCAAACUCAGUUGGGAAAAGGCACUUCGCCUCUCCCUAGAUAUAUCAGUGGCAUGAUUUGCCUUUUUCAAAGCUCAUGCUGUGGUCCAAUGCCACAUGUGAAAAUAAGGCUUAUCAAAAUGGAUGUGUAACAUCCCUCCCAGUAAAUGUGAAGGGCUGGGCUGUCGGCCUCAGAAAGGAUGCUUGCCUCCCCUCCCUCUUUGAUGGUUUGAACUGUGUUGUCUUGUGGCUGGCUCUGUGAUACAAGUCUGUGUCCUCUCAAACAGUGUUGCUUUUGCUAGUGAAAAGAUGUUUUGUGCAGGGUUUUCUCCCUCUCCCUUUUCAAACCUGGUCAGGGAGACACUGAAAUUGGAGUCUCUCUCUAAUUACCAGGAGCAAAAAGUCUUGAUUCUGGUGCGAUAACACAAUUCCAAAGCAGUGUGUGGCUUGAGUUCUUAUCUGGCAAUUGUGUGCGAAUGCUGAAGAAGCGGAGAAUGCAGCACUGUCCCCCGGACCCACCUUAGUGGCUUUGUAAACCUUAGGGAAUAGAAAUGAACAAAACCUGUUCCUUAGCCAAACAAAUUGAAUAUCACGACAAGGGGAAAUGGGCCCAUCCACUACAAUCCUGUACAUGUGAGCAUGUGCAUCUUAAAUUGAGCAUUUGCAUGGCUCCAGUAGGUGGUUAUAAUAUUCAGUUGAAAUUGGAUGGUCCCAAUAGUUACAAUCCACUGGUUAUAAGAUUGGCUUAAGUUAUAUGUGACUGUUCUGAGUUGCCCCUGAGGAUAUGCCAUGUGUAAAAAGAGCCCAGAAAUGUGCUCUUUAAAGCAAUAUUUUCUAUGUGGGUUGCACUUACAUAAGGUUACAUAACCUUAUUGCCCCAUUAGAUUCCCCCCCCCCCAUGUGCCCAGUGACUUGCCAUUAGGCUUUGUGCCUUCUCUUCUCUUCCCUCCCCCUUCCAGACAGGGUUCCUGUGCCUUUUUGUAUAACAGCUGUGUGAUAGGCAGAAAUUCAGCAGGUGCAGGUUUCUGCAUUUCAUGCUGGGGAAAGUUGUGUCUGUUGCAUCUCUGUGUGCCACACAGCAGUUACACAAAGGAGGCUUGCUAGGGUGGUGGCAGCUGGCAACUCUUGGUAUCGCCAGCCCUAGAUGUGUUACCUUGCAGGAGGUUUUGAUGGGUGUUGCUGUAAUUAUCUUUCAUUCCUUGCAAAAAUGCCUUACUGUGUGCAGUGGGGUUCAUGGUUGCCAUGGCUCUGCAGUCUCCCCCCCCCUUUUUUUCUCUGUUAAAACUGUGGCAGGGUAUUAGUUGUUAAAACAAACCAUACGCCGUACACCUUGCCAAAAUACGUCGCAGUAAUUUGUACAUCGUUUCAGUUCAAAGAUCUAGACGAGGAAAUAGAUGUUUUACUUAAUGUGUGGAAGAGUUUGCUAGUCACCUUCAGUUUAUUUUUAAAGAAGCUUCGCAGCAGCAUCUGGUAACUUCUGAAAGAAGUAAGACUGUUCAUCCAUAGCAGGAAUGGGGAAUCUGUGGCCAUCCAGAUGUUAGACUCCAGUUCCCAUCAGCUGCAGCUAGCCUGGCCAGUAAGGAAAGAUGGGGGUUGUGGCCCAACAUCUGGAGGGUCAGCAUCCCUGGUCUGUAGCAACUAACGUUUAUGGCACUUUAGAGAAUUAACAUACAUGGCGGAAGCAAGUUCCAAGCUUUGUAUCAGGUUUGUACAUAGGUACGUGAGCUGAGUUUCCAGGGUGCUGACCUUGGUACCAAUAGUAUUAGUACUAUUGUCUCCCUUUUUAACUACAAACAAGUUAAAUCUGUAGUUUUCUUGAUUUAGCUGGCAAUAGAAUGAUAGAUAGGGAUGUGGUGAUGUUACAAACAAUUACUGUUAUUGUAUGCAUGUUUAUGAUUGGCAAGGAUGCAUGGCAUAAAAAUUGACCAAUUCAAAAAUUCUGAUCACAUGAAGAGUGCCCUUGGGUGAUUCCAAGGAACGGUCCAUUGGCAGUAUUUUUUCUUAAUCUCCAAAACAGUUGUACAGUUGGUUUUUCCCCCAUUUCUAGUAACGUCCUUGCUGCACUGUUAAGGUUGGACUGCAUCACUUCAGUAACGUGCAGCAUUUGUAACGUUACAAAUAGGAACCCCCUUCCUGGCAAAAACAACCCAUUUUAUAUAAAGUGAUGCCAAAGUGAUGAGUCUAAACCAAACUUCCUUUAAAUAAAAUCAUCGUAUUUUAUGCAGCUUUCCCCAACCUGGGUGUCCUCCAGAAGUUCUAGGAUACAACUCUCUCCAUACCUGGCCACUGACCAGGUGAAGUAGAUGACAGUUGCAGCCCUAAACAUCUGGAGGUCAUCAGGUUGGGGAAGGCUAGUUAUUUUGAAUGGGUGAUGUCCUCCUAAGUCACACCCAGAAUAGACCUGCCGAAGUCAGUGGACUUAAGGGGCUCAAGUCAACUAAUAUAAUGGGUCUUCACACAGUAUGAUGAAUGCUAUCAGCCGGUGUUUACAUAACUCUCCUUAUGCCCCUCGCAUUGCCAUGAACUUGUUACCCUUUUUUUUUGGGUGUAUGGACAAUGGUUCCUAUGAGAAGAGAGGUGUAGAAAGAGGGCCAUAUUUUCAAUUAAUGUAACUACUGUGUAUAAAUGCUAUAUGUGCAUAGUAUGCUCUGAUGCCCUACAUUAGAGAGAGCUUGGGAUCUUGUAAUGUUCCAUGUUGGUGUGUGAGUAUUAAUCCAGAAAAGCAUUUGGCUUGAAGCUAUACUAGGGAACAGGUAAUGGCAGAUGUGGGUGGAUGUAGAGAAAAGAUGAAACACAGUAGACAGAGGAAUGUGUUUCUUAUCUAAAAAUGAAAUGCAUCGUAAGUUGGAGAACUAUGUGCACUGUCAUUUGAUGUUCUCCAGUGGCAUGUUUUCUUGAUGGUACUUCACUUGUACAAAAGAUAAUCCCCCCCCCAUGAAACCAUAUUAUAUAGGUUAUAAAGAGUUGAUUUCAUAAGCGGUUAUAUAGCGAAGUUGAUGCUCCUUCAGGUAUUGGUGCAUCUUCAGCCAAAAUUGAUGAUAGAGCAAAGAAGUAAGGAAACUGUAUGCAGUUUCAUAGGACAGUUUAUGCUGCUGGUUUCGUAAGACUGUAUAAAGUAGGAAUGGUGAACCUGCUAUAGCCAUUCCUGCAGUGUAGCAAUCCAUUAAGAAGUGGAAGGAGAUGUGAGCAUGUGAAGAAGUGGUGAGAUGUGGAUCAGGUUUUCCUUUCUAAUGAUAAGAGACUUUCUUGGAAGAGGCAGCUGAUGUCUCUUUCUCUUGAUAUUGAACACUGUAAAUUUUGCACAUAUAGAAGAGCAUAGUAAACAUGUUCUGAACAAAAAAUCACCACAAAGCAAGCAAAGCCCAGAAGUGAAAGCUGGGUUUUGAUGAGUCCUAAGAAGUGGGGAAAGGUGUGUUUUCAAAUCCAUGUUGGGUGUUAGCUUGCCUCCUUGGUGAGAAUGGGGUACUGUCCUCUUCUGAAGCUUAUAAACCAACAGAAUUGAUGGGAGAAAAGGAGGUGAAACAAGAUCUUUGAGGAAGAGGUGAAUGUUGUGCUGGUACCGAAGUUCAUAUGAUGAAUCAAAAAUAUUGAUCUAUCCCUUUUAGGGGGGGAAUACAGAUCUUACUGCUGCCAAAACACCCCUCAACACUUAUCUCAACACUGUCACAGUAUGAAUAGUCCUGUGACAAAGUGUACCAGGAAUUAAGGUAGAGGGGGAAACCAGUAAUGGUUUGGUUCCAGACCAACCCCACAGUCAGACAGGUUGCACUUGCCUGUAAUGCAGAUUGUUUAGGCUUCCCAUGUAUCUUGACUGGGAACCAGCUUGCAGAUUGCCUGAAGCGCACAGGAACGGGCACUGGAGUUGCAGUCCCUAUGCACUUAACUGGGAGUGAACCCUAUUGAACAGAGAGUGACUUCCUUCUGGAGAAACAUGCAUAGGAUUCCACUGUAAAUGCUUAUUUCUCUGGUGCUUUCUAAUGGCAUCUGGCAAGAUAACAGGUGUAGUCACGUUAGGCCACAAAGCUGCUCUUAAACUUCCUCUUCACGACUUGCAGUUGGCCUUUCAUGCUUUGGCUGACUCUUAGGCUCCUCAUUCCAAGCAAGGAGAGCAUAAUACUUCCCCCUUUAGGAUUCCAUACAGCUCUAUGAAAAACGAGCUACACUUUCCAGCAUCAGCAAUAAAAUGGCCUCCAGUAUCAAUCCCUCUGGCCUAGGGCAAGUCAGUCAAAUGCAGCAUUGUGGAUCUCUUCCAUUUAUAAGUAUGUGUAUAUAAUGUAUUUUUAAUGCAUCUCUUCAGACUCCCGUCCCCUUGAUAAAUUGCACUUUAACAGCUUUUUAGGGUUGUGGGGCUAGGUCAGGCUCUAGGGUUGGAUGUAAGCAAUGCAGCAGCUUUUUCUUCCCGACUGUUGUAUUAAAUGGUGACCCAUUUUGUAAAGGGGGGGUUAAUGAAAUACCAUGAAGUAGAAAGCUUACGGGAAAUCAAAAGGGGGCAUUAUAAUUGGCUAAUGAGGUUAGGAGGCUUGUUUCAGUGCCAAGUACCUAUCUCUGAAGGAGUCCAUAUAUCAGCCUUUGCCAACACGGUGCCCUCCUGAUGUUUAGGACUACAACUUCUAGACUAGUUUCUGUUAUCUUUUGGUAGCCUUAGGUUAGACUACUGCAGUGUGUUAUAUUUGGGGCUGCCUUUGAAGACAGUUUGGAAACUGUAGCUGGCUGAUCAGGGCAAGAGGGCCUGAGCGCAUAACACCAAUUCUGGCAUAACUGCACUGGCUACCAAUUAAUUUCUGGGCUCAGUUCAAAGUGAUAGCUUGAAUCUACAAAGCCUUAUGUGGCUCAGGACCCCAAUACCUCAAGGAACGCCUCUCCCUAUGUCAACCCUCUGUGCAAUGCACACCUGACACCAUUAUCUGUUUUUAGGUGCCAGGCGAAAACAUCUUAUUUACCUAGGUUUUUGGUUCAUAAUUGGGAGUGUAACUAGCUGUUGGUGCUCAUCCAGUUAAGUGAGGCGAGUAGGAUUUGUUCCUUUUAUCAAUAUCUUCUUGGAUGAGCACUUUAGGCCUUCUUUUCUUGCUGCUUUUAUAUUUGGUUUUAAUAUUUAUAACGCAAGUCGCUUUGAGGCACAAAAAGUAUGCUUUGAGGUAAAAAGUGGUAAACAUAUUGUCCAUAACAACUGCCCUCAGCCCUGGCUACUAUAACUGUGCUGGCUGGGGCUGAUGGGAGUUGUAGUCCAAAACAUCUGGAGGACACCAGGUUACUGACGGCUGCCAUAUCCUGUCGAGGGGGGUGGGGUGUCUGAACUAUGUUCUUCCUUGUUUGCACUGUUUGGUCUCUCGGUCUGAGUUAGUUGCUUGAUUCUAUAUUGUUUUCUUUGGAGCUAGAAAGGGGCAAAGUAGUUAUGAACGGGUGGGAAAAGAGAAACUGACCUGAGGUGUUGCUUUUUAAAAAAAGUUUGAAUUUCCGUGUGUGUAUUUGCGUGUGCGCUCAGUGGUUUUCUUUUCCUUCUCCUUUUUGGCCUGAAAUCCAAUUUGGUGUUUUCUUGACGUGACGCCCAAGUUAAACCUUUGCACACGAAAGCUUCCUUUGCACAGAAUGAGCUUCUCAGUUCUUUGUUUUUGCUAUGUUUUUGUACAGACUAACUGAAUGUAUUGGGGGAGGGAGGGGCUGAGGGAACAAAAUUCCAAACGAAAUUUAAGAGAUACAGACAUAUAUCAAAGUUUUAAUGCCUUUUUGUGCGUGAGUGAGUGUUUGAUGCAAACAGAGAUUGUAAUACAAAUGAGAGGGCCAGAGCGAGUUUUAAUUGACUCAACGUGCAGCUUUAUUUUUGUACUGACGAUGGUUAAGAGACUGUACAGCAUCUAUUUAUUUAGAUGAUUUAUGUGGUAAAUGUUGCAAACAAGAUUAUUAAAAUAAAAUAAAUGAGAAUUGACAUUUAACUAA
Podarcis lilfordi (Lilford's wall lizard) is the source of this 24711-nucleotide messenger RNA. Lineage: Eukaryota; Metazoa; Chordata; Lepidosauria; Squamata; Lacertidae. The record is from the annotation of a GenBank genome assembly.